UGCACGUUCCUCUGCGGGGCCGCGCUUCGGCUUCAAGGCGCGUUCACGCGGUUUCCAGUGUGUGAGCGAGAAACGAACAAUUCAUCAUCACAGUCCAUUCAGUUUCUAUUCAGACGCUGACCUACACAGAGCUACAGCUAUGGCCUCCGGUGUGAAAGUCACAGAUGAAGUUAUCGCAGUCUUCAACAACAUGAAGGUGCGUAAGGCUCAGGCGAAUGAGGAUGAGAAGAGGAAGAGGAAGAAGGCUAUUCUGUUCUGCAUGAGCAAGGACCUGAAAAACAUUGUUCUGGAUGAUGGCAAGGAGAUCCUGCUGGGUGACUUGGGAACCACCGUCCAGGAUCCAUACCAGCACUUUGUGAAGAUGCUGCCCCCAGAUGACUGCCGCUACGCCCUGUACGACGCCACUUAUGAGACCAAAGAAACAAAGAAGGAGGACUUGGUCUUUAUCUUUUGGGCUCCAGAAAAUGCUCCCCUGAAGAGCAAGAUGAUCUAUGCCAGCUCAAAAGAUGCUAUCAAGAAGAAAUUUGAAGGUAUUAAGCACGAGUGGCAGGUGAACGGUUUGGAGGACCUCAAAGACCGGCACACCUUGGCAGAGAAACUGGGCGGCUCGUCGGUAAUCAGCCUGGAAGGAUCCCCUAUAUAAAUAUUACCUCCCCUCUCCCUCUCUGGCUUCGAUCGAGGCCUGUCAGACACAUCUGUGGGGUUUAGCUGUUCAUUCCAGUGUGGUUUGGAAAGGGGCAAAAGCAGAAUCAGCACCAUUUUUCGGGACCCUCAGGGUGGGAUACUGUGGGUGGGUUUGGGGUCAAGUGACAGACAAAAGAAACAAAAUGAAGAAAUUUCACAAAUGCAGACUGUCAUUCAAGUUCACGCAACAUACAAAAAAAAAUGAACAAAACACUUAAUAAGAAAAACAAAGAUACAACUGAGGAAGGAUGAUGAAGAUAAACUUUAAAAAACAUAAUGUUCAUGUUUAAGGACAGGGUUUUGUUCUCUCUGGGUUCCAUUUGGAUGAUUGCAGAGAAAGGGACAGGCAUCAAAUUUUAGUUACCAACCAUAACAAUUUGACACAUUUUUGUUCCAACUACAUUUUUUUUGCCAAACUUCUAGAAAAGUUUUGUAAGUGUGUAGUUGAGACUAGUUGUAGUAUAAACUAAUUCCCUAUUGAUUGCACAAAGUGUAUCAAACCUUCUCGGGGAAACACGGUUAGAUACAUAUAUUUUUCUUUUUUGUUUUGUUAUUCCAUUGUUCUCACUUUUUUUGAACAUGCAAAUUCCCAAACUUGAGUGAUUCCUUUUCAUUUCCAGUUCUUGGUCAGAAAACCAUGGCAUUGAUGUAGUAACAGACAACAUUCCUUGUACUUGUUGAAACCAGGAUCCUCUUGAUUUAAAUCUUUGGUGUUAUGAAGGUCUGAUGGGGAGCGAUGUGUAUGUGAAAGACCAGCGGUCAGAGUUUAGACUGAAUAUUGAAUGGUGGAUGUUUUGUAUCGUCUCCUUAUCUCUAAUAAAAAGCACUAAACUACUGA
Messenger RNA from Labrus mixtus (cuckoo wrasse), 1522 nucleotides. RefSeq names its product cofilin 1 (gene cfl1). NCBI's taxonomy places the organism in Eukaryota, Metazoa, Chordata, Actinopteri, Labriformes, Labridae. Gene Ontology annotation, molecular function: actin filament binding. The transcript is spliced from 4 exons. Bases 140 to 643 code for a protein of 167 amino acids. The record is from RefSeq and is a predicted model, not a curated record. Gene Ontology annotation, cellular component: actin cytoskeleton; actin cortical patch; cytoplasm. Gene Ontology annotation, biological process: actin filament severing; cell motility; actin filament fragmentation.